AUGGCAGACAACUCAGAGUCCGUAUCCGGGGAGCCGAUUAGCACAAAGAACCAGGUGCUCCUGGCCGGCGCGUCAGCGAUCCAGGACUUUGCGCCCCUCAGAAACGUGUGCGCUCACCUCAACGCGUUCCACGCCUACGCGUCGGACCCGACCCGCGCCGUCGAGGCGAACCACUACUGCGGCCACCUGAACGAGGACGUGCGGCAGUGCAUCCUCUACGACAGCCCCGAGCCCGGCGCGCGCAUCAUCGGCAUCGAGUACAUGAUCACGCCCGAGCUGUACGAGACGCUGGAGCCGGAGGAGCGGAAGCUGUGGCACAGCCACGUCUACGAGGUCCAGUCGGGCAUGCUCGUCAUGCCGCAGGGGGCGCUGCCGGACGCCGUCUGGGAGGCGGCGGAGAACCGGGAGAUGGAGCAGGUCUUCCGCCUGUACGGCAAGGCCUUCCACCUCUGGCAGGUCGACCGGGGCGACCGGCUGCCGCUGGGCGAGCCGCAGCUCAUGACCAGCUUCACGCAGCCGGGCCAGCUCGACUUUGAGGAGCGCGUCGGCGACAGGGACCGCCGGUUCAAGACGGACUACAAGAGGAAGAAGGAGGCGCGGAAGCACAUUGAGACGCCCUCGGUUCAUCCCGACGCCGACCAGGCAUGGAAGGGGCAGCAGCAGCAGCAGCAGCAGCAGCAGUAG
Molecule: messenger RNA, 684 nt
Organism: Colletotrichum higginsianum IMI 349063
Lineage: Eukaryota; Fungi; Ascomycota; Sordariomycetes; Glomerellales; Glomerellaceae
Product: Duf1264 domain protein
Exons: 2
Coding region: 1-684 (227 amino acids)
Source: RefSeq, a predicted model, not a curated record